Bacillus rossius redtenbacheri is the source of this 1918-nucleotide messenger RNA. RefSeq names its product sphingomyelin phosphodiesterase-like. The transcript has 8 exons. Lineage: Eukaryota; Metazoa; Arthropoda; Insecta; Phasmatodea; Bacillidae. Gene Ontology annotation, cellular component: lysosome. Gene Ontology annotation, biological process: ceramide biosynthetic process; sphingomyelin catabolic process. The record is from RefSeq and is a predicted model, not a curated record. Bases 205 to 1632 code for a protein of 475 amino acids. Gene Ontology annotation, molecular function: acid sphingomyelin phosphodiesterase activity.
GGCAGGGCAUGUUCAAGUACCUGGCGGACCACGAGCGGAACGGGACGCUGGUCCAGAGGCUGUGUGGCCUGCUGGUGAGCCAGGGAGACUGCGUGCUGCGGGACGAGUGGACGGUGGGCGUCGACCUGGGCCCCAAGCCGCCCCCCGGGACUCCCCGGGUGCAGGAGGCGGAGGUGAGUGGCGCACCACGAGUGGUACGGGACGAUGGCCCAGAGGCUGUGUGGCCUGCUGGUGAGCCAGGGAGACUGCGUGCUGCGAGACGAGUGGACGGUGGGCGUCGACCUGGGCCCCAAGCCGCCCCCCGGGACUCCCCGGGUGCAGGAGGCGGAGACGCUGACCGUCGUGCAACUAUCGGACAUCCCCUACGAGCCGCAGUACCUGGACGGCGGCAACGCGGUGUGCGGGGAGCCCGUGUGCUGCCUGGCGUCGCAGGGGCGCGGGGCGAACCAGUCGCUGAGCGCGGGGCGGUGGGGGGACUACCGCGGCUGCGACGUGCCCCUGGACACGCAGGAGGACGCUCUCCGGGCCGUCACGCAGCGCCACCAGAAAAUAGACUACGUUUACAUGACUGGGGACCUGGUGGAUCAUGCCUCGUGGUUGGCUGAUAAGGAAUACAACACACAAAUUAUAAACAAAGUGGUUGAUUCACUGACGAAAGCAUUCGGGGCCACUCCGAUAAUUUUCACUCUCGGUAACCACGAGGCAGUGCCGGUGAACUGCUACGCUCCGUGGGACGUGAGCGACGCGAGCCUGUCAGCGCAGUGGCUGUUCGAGCUGGUGUCGGAGCUGUGGUCGCCCCACCUCACACCCGCGGCCAAGCAGACGCUGCUCCGGGGAGGCUACUACACGCUGAAGCUGCGAGACGGCUUCAGGGUCAUCGUCCUCAACAACAUCGUGUGCUACACCGGCAAUCUCUGGCUGGCGUAUGAAUCCGAAGACCCUUACAACCAGCUCGCGUGGUUGGCUGAAACACUGCUGCAGGCUGAGAAGAACAACGAGAAGGUGCAUCUCUUGUACCACGUUUCGAGUGGCUACUCGGAAUGUUUGAGCACUUGGAGCAGAGAGUUCAACAAAAUAGUGGACAGGUUCGAGAGCACCAUCACCGCCCACUUCAACGGCCACACGCACAGCGAUGAGUUCCACGUGUUCUACUCGGCCGAGAACGCGUCCAGAGUGAACGGCGUGGCCCUGAACGGAGGCUCCGUGACCACAUACUCUGACGUCAACUCCAACUACAAGGUGUACACCGUGGACCCUAGCUCCUGGUACAUCCUCGAUGCUGAAAGUUGGGUGUUCAACCUCACAGAUGCCAACCUGCAUCGCAACAGCACUCCAGAAUGGUACCGACAAUACUCGUUCAGAGAAGCGUAUGGAGUCAAGAGUCUAAUUCCUUCAGAAGUGGAAACUGUAGUUAAUCGCAUGGCAAAAGAUCACAGUUUGCUACAAAAGUACAACAGCUUCUACUACAAGGACGGGGAUCCCUCGCUGGCCGCGGGCUGCGACGAAGCCUGCCUCAGGAAGAAGUUGUGCGACAUUGCGACUACGGACAGCAGCAACUCGACUCACUGCCGCUUGCUGGAGGCAGAGUUCGACAAGGCCUCGACCGCUCCCGUUUCGCAGACGCAAACAUGACGCAGUCAACUGCACGGUUGAAAAUGCUUUAGCCCUUUUCACAGUGGCGUAGCCAGGAUUUGUGUAUGGGGGGUGUUAAGAAGCAUGCCCUCACCCCCCCCCCCCCCCGUAUUAAAGCGGGUGGUCCGGGGGUCCUCCCCCGGGAAAAUUUGGAUUUUAAGGUGUAAAAUAGUGCUAUUUUAGCAGUUUUCGGUUCUUAAAUUUAAAUAUUUGUAAUGGUAAAUUUUUUUAUUAAUUUUAAUAUGAAAUUUGGAUGAGUGAUGAAUAAGAAAUUAAUUAAAUAUUU